AUGGUUGACGACUCGACGGUUGACGAAAACAGAGACGCCGAUCUUCACGCCUUUCUUGCAGCCGUAGAUCGAAUUAAAUUUCAUGUGACCGCAUUACAAGAAACAAAAAUCAAAAAGACAGACAUUCGCCAACUAAACAACGGGACCCUUGUGACCCGCGGAGAAAAGGUUCCGUCACGAAAUGUCGGUGGCGUAGGCUUUGUCGUCCACCGGUCCAUUGUCCAUCCCGUCGACUCAUACGUGAUCCUUUCUCCUCGCAUAUCCGUCCUCCGUCUUCAACUGUCGCAUCAUAAGAAGAUCAUUAUCGUCAACUGCUACUCACCGACCGACGUAGCUGAUGAGAAGGAAUUAAAUGCGUUCUACUAUCAGUUGGAGGAAGUCAUCCGCAAUGAUAAAGCAUAUCAUAAAUUUGUUGUUAAAGACUACAACGCCAGAAUAGGAAAGGCCAACGAGAGCGAACACAAGACCGGAAAUUUUGGAUUAGGAGAAACAAUUAGGAAUGGGAACCCUGUAUACGACGAGUACAUUCUAAACGAAGUCCUGUUCAAACGUGACUGGCAGAUUAAAGAAGACCUGGCCGAAGACUACGAGCUGCUUGUCGAAGGACUGAAAAGCUGUGCCGAAUUGGCCACAGUUCCUCAAGCAAGAAGACCGGAUCGCAUCUCCAUCACUACUAAGGAGUUGCUCGAAAAAAAAAAAGAGCAACUGGAGCUUGAUCCUACUGCAACACGUUUAACAUGGCUAGUAAUAAAUGCCAGCUGCCGAAGAGCUUUGCAGGAAGAUCUACAACGGUACAAGCAGAAGAAAAUACUGGAAGCAGCAGAGAAAAGAAGCAGUCUGAAAAAAUACCGUCGGGACUUGUGUGAUUAUAAUGUUCUGCUGUCAGCCCUAAUGAACGAAGAUGGGAUCACAACUUAA
Messenger RNA from Angiostrongylus costaricensis, 918 nucleotides. The record is from the annotation of a GenBank genome assembly. NCBI's taxonomy places the organism in Eukaryota, Metazoa, Nematoda, Chromadorea, Rhabditida, Metastrongylidae.